This is a messenger RNA of Neoarius graeffei (lesser salmon catfish), 1011 nucleotides long. RefSeq names its product regulator of G-protein signaling 4. NCBI's taxonomy places the organism in Eukaryota, Metazoa, Chordata, Actinopteri, Siluriformes, Ariidae. The record is from RefSeq and is a predicted model, not a curated record. The coding region runs from base 55 to 540 and encodes 161 amino acids. The transcript is spliced from 5 exons.
GUGUGCUGAAGAUCUCUCUCUGUCUCACUCUCUCUCUCUCUCGAAUAGUCUGUGAUGUGUAAGGGGCUCUCUGCCCUCCCUGCAUCAUGCCUGGAGAAGGCAAAGGGGAUGAAGGUGAAGCUAACACACCUGGCUGAAAAACCAUACAAACAAAAAUCUCGUGAGGAAAAAACUCCUCCUGAUCUCGGGUCUCUGCUCCACAGCAAGGAGGGUCUGAAGCUGUUCUGCUGGUUCCUGCGCUCGGAGUUCAGUGAGGAGAACCUGGCCUUCUGGCUUGCCUGUGAGGAAUACAAGACCAUGCCUGAGACCAAACUGUCCUCAAAAGCCCAGAGCAUCUGCACUCAGUUCAUCAACCCUGACGCCCCACAGGAGGUGAAUCUGGACAGCGAGACGCGUGAGGCGCUGAUGGACAGGAUGGACACGCCCGAUGCCAACACAUUUGCCGAAGCUCAGCAGUACAUCUUUACCCUGAUGGCCAAAGACUCGUUCUCUCGCUUCCUACAGUCGCCUUACUACAAGCAAAGAGCCAGAGGGUGUUAGAUGUAACAUCACAACCUCCCUGGCGUCUCUGCCAUGUCCACUAGCAAUAGUAAGAGUGUUAAUGUAGAUGCUAGUUUACUUUAGCUACGUCUCAAAUUGUUCACUUUUCAAUGAAUAAGCGAAUGAUAGACUACAAAUAUUGAAAUUUCUGAAAAGGGAUUCCAGAUUUCUGGAAGCCAUCAGAGGAAACCACAUCGCUACAGGUUUGGUAAACUAAGAGCACCCAUGGUGAGUUGUAAAAUAAGUGGCUGCUCCUGUGGAUUCUGUUUCAUUAAUACAAAAUUAUUAGUGUUUGACUACUACUAAUUCAAUAAUGUGUAGAGCGUUAGUAUUUAGUACAUGGUGUGCGAUUUGAGAUGUAGCCAUGCUGUAGCAUUUAGUCUUCACGCAUCGCUGUGUGCUCUGUGUUCACAUAAAAAGUCAUACAAUGUAGCAAAUAUUGAAGAGGAAUAAAUAUAUCUGAGAAAUUGA